Owenia fusiformis is the source of this 1617-nucleotide messenger RNA. The record is from the annotation of a GenBank genome assembly. NCBI's taxonomy places the organism in Eukaryota, Metazoa, Annelida, Polychaeta, Sabellida, Oweniidae.
CAGGGCUUUCUAAGACCGCGAGGACAUUGGAACUUUUGAUUCGGACAGCAUAUUCGGAGAAGGGACAGCAUAUUUGGCAAGAGGACGGCAUAUUAUUUAAGAGGGCAGCUAUUUUUACUUCUGCCACUAUAGCAUAUCGUUUGCAUCACCGAUAUACUUCGUCAACUCAGCAUACCUCAAAAUGACGCAAUUUAACGCCUAUACUGACAAAAAUACCCUUCAACACUAUCUUGAACUCGAGCAGGGUGAUAGGGUUCAAGUCAUGUACAUAUGGGUUGACGGCACGAUGGAACACCUUCGUUGUAAAACGAAAACUUUGGAUUCGGAGCCUCAAAAGCCCGAAGAUUGUCCAAUUUGGAACUUUGACGGCUCUAGUACUGGCCAAGCAGAGGGAUCCAACUCCGAUGUAUACCUCUACCCUGUUGCUAUGUUUAGAGACCCAUUCAGAAGAGGAAAGAAUAAGCUGCUGCUUUGCGAGACAUACGAUCACAAUAGGAAGCCACAUCCAACGAACAAAAGACAUGAGUGUAAGAAAGCCAUGAUAAAAGCAAAGGACAGUCAUCCCUGGUUCGGAAUAGAGCAAGAGUUCACUUUACUUGAUCAGGAUGGCCAUCCCUUUGGUUGGCCGAAAAAUGGAUUCCCAGGGCCCCAAGGCCCGUACUAUUGCGGAGUUGGCGCCAACAAGGUGUAUGGACGAGCAAUUGUAGAAGCUCACUAUAGGGCAUGUCUUUAUGCGGGCUUAAAGAUAGCGGGCACAAACGCAGAAGUUAUGCCCGGUCAGUGGGAGUACCAAAUUGGCCCUUGUGAAGGCAUUGAAAUGGGGGACCAUUUAUGGAUAGCUCGUUUCCUGAUGUAUCGCGUUGCUGAAGACUUUGGUGUAAUUGCAACAUUGGAUCCAAAGCCAAUGCCCGGGGACUGGAAUGGCGCUGGGGCCCACACGAAUUACAGCACAGUUGAGAUGAGGACGGGAGAAGGGGGACUAGAGUCCAUCAAUGAUGCUAUCGAAAAUAUGGCCCUGAAACAUAAGGAGCAUAUCGAAUCGUAUGACCCAUAUCGAGGGGAGUCCAACAAACGUCGACUUACUGGACGCCAUGAGACAUCAAGCAUCGAUGUUUUCACGGCAGGUGUCGCUCAUAGAGGGGCUAGUGUUCGAAUUCCACGCCAGGUGUCUGAGGAUGGAUUUGGCUAUCUUGAAGAUAGAAGGCCGUCAUCGAAUUGCGACCCAUAUGCCGUGACGGACAUUUUAGUAAGAACAACAAUACUGGAAAAGCCAUUGGAGACAAAGAAGAAGAAUAUAGAAUGAUUUAACAUUUCCAUACAAACGCAGCAGAUCGAGAGAUGAUUGUGCCUUGCGUUAUUACUGUAUAGUCUUCCAUCAAGCCUCUAUGUCCCCCUCCCAGUAUUGUCAUUCCCAGUGUAAGAGAUGUUUGUUCAUGGGGGUAGGCAAGGGUUUGAUACGAGACUACUCAUUUUCAAUUAUUUACCGAAACAUCGUUUACAAAAUAAAAAUACAUAUAGAUAAGCUACGCAUGUACAUAAGUUAAAUGUUAACUUCAUCCUGUUUUACGUGUUAUUAUAAGUGAUAGGUAUCGAUAUGGUGAACUGAAUUCAACAAUG